AUGCAGCUGUCUUUGGUUUAUCUGUGCUCCAGGAUACUCCUGCUGAUGUGGGUGUCAAACCUCCUGUGGAAGAAUUUGGCCUGCCAGCCUGCAUGCACCAUGAAGAAUGGAAAAUGCCAUGUGACUUUCCAGGAACUGAUUAUGCGGGCAGCUACGGUGUCUCAGUACCUCAGUAUCCAAUGUUCCCGACUGUUCAAUGAAUUUGAUAAACGGUAUGCCCGAGAUCAGAGGUUCUCUCAUAAGACCCUCAGCAGUUGCCACACCACAUCCCUUGCUACUCCAGAAACCAUGGAGCAGGCCCAGCAGUUACAUCCUGAAGUCUUACUGAAAUUGAUAGUCAGUAUUUUGGGUUCCUGGACACAACCUCUGCAACAAGUAGUGACAGAAAUUGGUCAUAUGCAAAGUGCUCCAGAUGUUCUUCUGUCAAUAGCCAGAAACAUUCAGAAGAAAGGCAAAAGACUUCUGGAAGGCAUGAAGAAAAUACUCAAGAAGGUUCCAAAGAAAGAUAAAAGAAAAGUGAAAUAUGCUGUGUGGUCUGGGCUGGCAUCCCUGCAAGUGACCAUUGAAGAUUGCAAACAUUUUGCUUUUUAUAACCUGUUCCAUUGCUUGAGUAAUGAUGUGAAUAAGGUUGACACAUAUUUCAAGGCCCUAAAAUGCCAGUUGGUUUACCCUUAUUACUGUUAA
Molecule: messenger RNA, 684 nt
Organism: Jaculus jaculus (lesser Egyptian jerboa)
Lineage: Eukaryota; Metazoa; Chordata; Mammalia; Rodentia; Dipodidae
Product: prolactin-like
Exons: 5
Coding region: 1-684 (227 amino acids)
Biological process (GO): female pregnancy; response to nutrient levels; mammary gland development
Cellular component (GO): extracellular region
Molecular function (GO): prolactin receptor binding; hormone activity
Source: RefSeq, a predicted model, not a curated record